Metarhizium acridum CQMa 102 is the source of this 1764-nucleotide messenger RNA. Lineage: Eukaryota; Fungi; Ascomycota; Sordariomycetes; Hypocreales; Clavicipitaceae. The record is from RefSeq and is a predicted model, not a curated record.
AUGGCCGAGCCUCCUUCAUCGCCUCCCAGUGAGGCAGCCACGGCUGAGGAUGCCCUCACCUGGUAUAAAUCGCAGUACGAAAUGCUGGAAUCGGAGCUUGCCGAGUUUCGGGAGUCAAGUCGCGAGCUUGAACAGGAACUAGAGAAGGAUAUCGAGCGAGCGGAGAAGCAGGAGCGAGCUCUGCAGGAGAAGGUUGAAACCCUGGGGUUCGAAGUUGAAGAGUGGAAGAGGAAAUACAAGGAGUCCAAGAGUGAGGCUAGCGCUGCGCAAAACUCUCUGGAAAAGGAAAUUACUACUCUUCGAGAUUCGAACCGAUCGCUGCAGUUGAAGCUGAGAGAUGUCGAGGUGGCCAAUGACGAUUUUGAGCGCCAAGCUCGCAACACUACCUCUUCUCUGGAAGACAUGGAGUCCAAAUACAACCAGGCUAUUGAGCGGGGUGUCAUGAUGGAGGAGGAGAUUAAAUCUGGUGAGCAGGAAAGAGAAAAUCUGCGAAUCGAGUCACAGCGGCUUCGGGAAGAGCUCGCCGAGCUCAAGAUAGAGGCGGAGCUCAUGCAGGACAAGAUCAAGAAGUACGAAGCCCGACAUCUGUCUACCAUCUCGACCGACCUCUCUGUCAUGGGAUCACCGACAUUCGACAAGAACCUCGAGGAUUCUCCCAACUCGACUGCCAGUUCGCCGCUUAUCACCACGCCACCCGAGACCAAGUCUCUCCCCGCGGUCGAAUCGCUCUCGCAGGUACACGAGCCCCCGUCGCCGCCAAUGUCCGAUGCGUCAGCACCCAUUGCUAACGCAACUACGGCUGCCAAGCCUGGCGGUACGCUUCCUCGCAAGUCUCGACUGCCAUCUUUGGAUCACAGCGUAACUCCUAAGCCACGUGGAAAGCCUGCGGUUGCACGACAAGGUGGCCGUAUCUCGGGCGGGCCUUCGAGUCUUCGUACCCCGGCUCCGCGUUCUACGGCCACUCCCGGCUGGUCGAAGCAUAAGAUUCCUGCAUCUAACUCGCUCUCACAUAUUCGAUCACUCACUGCUCAGAUGCAGCGUCUCGAAGCUAGAGUGCACUCUGCAAGGUCCAAGCUACCAGCCCCUGCACAUACACCACCACGUGCGUCACCCAGACCAAUGGCCAACGGUUCCGGCGUUCCGUCAACGGUUACGAUCCGCUCUCGGAAGCGAACAACGGCGUCAUCCGCAUCGUCUCUUGCAGGAGACGAAACUACACCAACCAACUUUCGUUCAUCGACGUCAUCACGACCUAGCCAUGUCCCCAGACUUAGCACGUCGGGAGUCAGCAGGUUGUCCUUUGGGCCAUUACCAAAUAGAGCACCAGAAUCUGAUGCCAGUCACAGCCGCCCAAACUCCCGAGCAAGCGUAUCAUCAUAUGCGAGACCCUCGUCACGAACCGACAUGGUGCCGCCCCCACGUCCCAUGUCACGAUCAUCUAUAACCGGAGCACGCACACCUCUGGGUCGACCGAGAUCGUCUCUGAGCAUGCACGGGCACUCCCAAAGCAUGAGCCGCAUAGAAAUGGAAGAGGACUACGAAGGCGAGUUCCGCACUCCUAGCCGGCGCGGUACCUACUCCAAGCUCGAGAUGGAAGGGGCUGUCAGCGGCAUCCCAGUUCCCGGGACCUCAAUCCCCACGCCUGGCGCAAGACGACAGAGCGGCAACGGCCCCGGCGGCAGACGGACGAGCACGGGGGUUGGCACUGUGCGACCUGCCACCUCGGGUGGCAGAAAACUGAGCGACUUGGGCGAGACGUAUUAG